This is a messenger RNA of Cercocebus atys (sooty mangabey), 616 nucleotides long. Its product is annotated as seizure 6-like protein 2. NCBI's taxonomy places the organism in Eukaryota, Metazoa, Chordata, Mammalia, Primates, Cercopithecidae. The record is from RefSeq and is a predicted model, not a curated record. Gene Ontology annotation, biological process: synapse maturation. The transcript is spliced from 2 exons. The coding region runs from base 16 to 588 and encodes 190 amino acids. Gene Ontology annotation, cellular component: endoplasmic reticulum; neuronal cell body.
CGGGGGUGAAUUACAAUGAGUGGGGGAGAUAAGGGAUGUUGGAAUUUCCUCUUCGUGAGGCAAGGUGCCUGUGUGAGGAGCUCUUAUUUCUCAGUAUGUACGCCAGUAUGGAGCCAGUGUGUGCCCCUGGCAGGCUGGCAUGAAAGGAGAGGGGGGAAGUGCUGGGGGAUCAGUCCGAAAGGGAGACAUGGGAAAGUGAGCCCUGCUACCCCCUGUCUGUCUGGUGCAGCCUACCUCCUGAGCUGUGGCUUCCCUCCCCGGCCGGCCCAUGGGGACGUGAGUGUGACGGACCUGCACCCUGGGGGCACUGCCACCUUUCACUGUGAUUCGGGCUACCAGCUACAGGGAGAGGAGACCCUCAUCUGCCUCAAUGGCACCCGGCCAUCCUGGAAUGGCGAAACCCCCAGCUGCAUGGCAUCCUGUGGUGGCACCAUCCACAAUGCCACACUGGGCCGCAUCGUGUCCCCAGAGCCUGGGGGAGCUGUAGGGCCCAACCUCACCUGCCGUUGGGUCAUUGAAGCAGCUGAGGGGCGCCGGCUGCACCUGCACUUCGAGAGGGUCUCGCUGGAUGAGGACAAUGACCGGUGAGGGUCUGGGUCUCGGGUGAGAAGUCCCC